Molecule: messenger RNA, 360 nt
Organism: Plasmodium reichenowi
Lineage: Eukaryota; Apicomplexa; Aconoidasida; Haemosporida; Plasmodiidae
Exons: 6
Coding region: 1-360 (119 amino acids)
Source: RefSeq, a predicted model, not a curated record
AUGGAUGACAAUGAAGAAUAUAUUAAGAAUAAGAAUGUUGUAGAAAUAUUUGAGGUUUUGUUAGGUUUCAUCUACUUUAACAGACCAAGAAAUAUUAUAGAAUUCAUAAUUGAUGAAUUGAAAAUAUUAGAAAAAAAAAGGAAUAUUAAAAAAGUAUUUAAUGAAGAUGAUAUACAAUCAGUGUAUGAUUUUAUUAAUUUAGAAAAUAAACAAUCUAUUAAUAGAGAAGAAUGUAUUUUAGGAUUGAGUCAAUUUGUAUUAAAUAAUAAACAAAGAGAAUAUUUAGAAAAGAUAAAUAUUGGAAUUAACACUAAUAUAAAAGAAUUCACUUCUCAUGCGGAAAAUAUUAUAAAUAUUUAA